Molecule: messenger RNA, 2141 nt
Organism: Nothobranchius furzeri (turquoise killifish)
Lineage: Eukaryota; Metazoa; Chordata; Actinopteri; Cyprinodontiformes; Nothobranchiidae
Gene: rft1
Product: RFT1 homolog
Biological process (GO): glycolipid translocation; dolichol-linked oligosaccharide biosynthetic process
Cellular component (GO): endoplasmic reticulum membrane
Source: RefSeq, a predicted model, not a curated record
GUGCGUCUGUCCAAUGUGUACGGAAGUACUCAGACUUCACUGCUAAACUACGUGCCUCUCAGGGCUAAAGGGCUGUUGUUUUCAAUAGUUAUACCUUCAUAAUGACUAUAGAAUGUUUCUAUAAUGUUUUUACGUUGUAGAAAACAGCUUUUUGUUGGUCAGCCUCGUUCCUGACGAACGUUUUUUUAAACUGAGUCCAACAUGAGCUCUCAGGACAUACUGAAGAAUGCCUCCACUUUAGCUUCGUACAAUGUUCUGCUGCAGGUGAUGUUCCGUGUUCUCACCUUCCUUCUGAACGCGUUCACGCUGCGGUUUGUGUCCAAAGAGCUGAUCGGGGUGGUCAACGUCAGGCUCACACUACUGUACUCUACAUUAGUGUUUUUAUCCAGAGAGGCUUUCAGGAGAGCCUGUCUGAGUGGAGAUUCAGGGACAAACCGCAGCUGGAGACAAAUUAUUAACCUCCUGUGGCUGACGGUGCCUCUUGGUGUGUUAUGGGCCAUCCUACUUGGCUGCGUGUGGCUGUGGCUCCUGGAGGUCCCAGAUGUCCAGACCAUCCCUUACUACGGGCCAGCCGUGGUGAUGUUUGCUCUGUCAGGAGUGCAGGAGCUCCUGGCCGAGCCCCUCUGGGUCCUGGCUCAAGCACACAUGUUUGUGCGGCUGAAAGUGGUGGCGGAGAGUUUGGCCAUGGUGGCUAAGUGCAGCGUGACUGUGGUGCUGGUGGUGUUCGCCCGAGAAUGGGGUCUUUACAUCUUUUCUGCUGCUCAUUUGGUGUACACAGGACUCCUGGUAUUAUCCUACGCUGUUUACUUCCUCUGUUUCUUGGGGUCUGAAGAGGCAGCGAAGACGCGUUUCCCGCUUCAUGGUGCUGCGGAUCUGCUGCCUCACAGAGCUGAUGGAGAGCCCCUGGUAGACUGGCCUGUCGCCCGGCUCACAUGGAGCUUCUUUAAACAGUCCUUCCUGAAGCAGAUCCUGACAGAAGGCGAGCGCUACGUCAUGACCUUCUUGAACGUCCUCAGCUUCGGAGACCAGGGCGUUUACGACAUCGUCAACAACCUGGGCUCCAUGGUGGCACGCUUCAUCUUUCUACCCAUCGAGGAAAGCUUCUACAUCUUUUUUGCCAAAGUGCUGGAGAGAGGGCGUGAUGUCAGAAAUCAAAAACAGGAAGAAGUAGCCGUUGCAGCAGAGGUUCUGGAGUGUUUACUGAAGCUGGUGCUGGUUAUUGGUCUGAUUAUCACAGUGUUUGGAUACGCCUACUCUCACUUGGCUCUGGAUAUUUAUGGUGGCACUCUGCUAAGCAGUGGGGCAGGGCCCAGCUUGCUGCGAUGCUACAGCUGCUACGUCCUCCUGCUGGCUGUAAACGGUGUAACGGAGUGCUUCGUAUUUGCUGCCAUGAGCCAAGAAGAGGUGGACAAGUAUAACCUGGUGAUGUUGGCUCUGUCUGUGUCCUUUCUCGUCCUGUCCUACUUGCUGACCUGGUGGGCCGGCGGCGUCGGCUUCAUCCUGGCAAACUGCCUCAACAUGGGCCUUCGUAUUUUACACAGCUGUCUUUACAUCCACCGUUACUUCGAGCUGAGUCGGUGGAAACCUCUGCGAGGCCUCUUGCCUUCUCCUCUUGUAGUAGUUUCCCUCUGUGUUGCUGCAGCUGUCACAGCUGUGUCCGAGGCUCUUCUGUGCUGCGACCGUGGCUGGUUGCUCCGCGUCGUCCACGUGGGAGUGGGAGGCGUGUGUCUGCUUCUCGUCAUCGCCGCUGUUCUUUUCACAGAAACUCAGCUGAUUCAGUUUGUGAAGACUCAGCUGUUGCCGAGAUACAGAAAGAAACAUGCUUAAAAUCAGAAAAACGAACACCUGACACAUCUGCGGACAGAACAGCUACCGGUUAAGAGCUACCGACUAUGAAAGACAGGAGAAAAUUCCUGAGAAAACCUUUAUUUUCAUAAGGCGUUGUUGCGUGUCUGUGUGUUUGCUCUGCAACAUCCCUGUGUGUUAAAAUGAAAACAUUCCAAACGUUUUCAGAUCCUAAUCCUGAUUUAAAGGUGAACGUAGAAGAUUUUUUGUUACAGACACAAAUUGCACGAGAAAACCGAGACAAAUUGGUGUAAACUGAUGGUUUUUUAUCAGCAUCCAUUAAAAAUGAAGAGUCA